Molecule: messenger RNA, 575 nt
Organism: Galendromus occidentalis (western predatory mite)
Lineage: Eukaryota; Metazoa; Arthropoda; Arachnida; Mesostigmata; Phytoseiidae
Product: vesicle-associated membrane protein 2
Exons: 5
Coding region: 174-575 (133 amino acids)
Biological process (GO): vesicle-mediated transport
Cellular component (GO): membrane
Source: RefSeq, a predicted model, not a curated record
CAGGCGUAUCCCUCGGAGCAAUAAGGACCGGAUUCAUUAGCUGUCAGUCGGUUUUCGGGACGCCACAGGUGCUCAGAGCAUCAAACGCAUACUCAGUCUACGCUCGCACAUACGGUUUAAGGUCCGCUGUGCUCGAAUUAUUUGCGGUGCACUUUUCGAGGAUUUGGUUCGAGAUGGAACGUCGCGAAGGUCCAGAGACAGAGAAAUUACUCAACGGCAGAUUCAGUGAUGAAGAUGAGGACAUUUUGGACGUCGCGCACGAGAAGAAACUCAAAAAAGUUCAAUUCGAAGUCGACCAGGUACAGGAAAUCAUGAGGGAUAAUGUGGAAAAAAUCACCGAGAGAAGCGAGCGAAUCAUCGAGCUUCAGAGCAAGAGCGAUGCUCUCAACGAAUCCGCCGACUCUUUUCUGCAGGCGAGCAAAAGGAUGAAGCAACGGCUUUGGUGGCGAGAACACAGGCUCUUCCUCGCGGCCGGUCUGUUGGUCAUCGGAGUUUUAGUUUUUCUCGUCCUCACGAUUAAGGUAAGUCUCUACUACAGCUAUAACUACGGUGGGAAGGAAAUAUAUUUUGUUUAA